Messenger RNA from Mucor mucedo, 177 nucleotides. RefSeq lists its product as uncharacterized. The transcript has a single exon. NCBI's taxonomy places the organism in Eukaryota, Fungi, Mucoromycota, Mucoromycetes, Mucorales, Mucoraceae. The record is from RefSeq and is a predicted model, not a curated record. The annotation marks the transcript as partial.
AUCGAAGAACUUUUCUCCAAAUUGAAGUUUUAUGUGAAAAGGGAAUAUUUAGAUGACACGCCAACUCUUUUGAGAAAGAUGGAGGAAGGUUUGAGAACUAUCAGUGCUUCUGAUUGUCAAGGAUGGGUCUCACACUCGAUGUCGUACUUCCCAAGGUGCAUUGUCAAGGAGGAUAUG